CUCGUCCGACCGAAGUGCAGCCCUACGAACGCUCUUACGAAAGCGAAGUAUCCGUCGCAGCCUGCGGAACCCUGUGCUAUUUCAGCGGUUAUAUCAGCGUGAGUACCGAAUAAACAAAAAAUUUUAAGAAAGUUGAAAUAAAUGAGCGAACUCGGUUAGUUUUAUCAAUCAUAAUCUGUGGCAUCAUGGAACAAAAGCAACCUACCGCAGGAAAUCACAAGUUUCCGAAUAUUGCGAGGUGGCUGUUUCUAAUAUUCGGCUUCCCGAUCGCGUUACCUUGGCUAGCGUAUGAUUUGUUGGAUAUUAUGUGGCAAAAGCAAAAAAAGAAAGGCCUUAAAAACAAGGUAGUGAUGAUAACUGGUGCUAGUUCCGGAUUGGGAGAGGCUUUGGCUCAUGUGUUUUAUAAAUGCGGGUGCAAACUUAUCUUGACAUCUCGGAGAGAAGAAGAGCUAAUGAGAGUCAGAAACGAUCUAAUAAGCACUCAUCAAAUAGUUCAAGCUUAUCCACCUAUUAUUUUAUCGCUCGAUCUAACUAAAAUUAAGGAUAUAAAAGCUGAAGUUUUAAAAACUCUGUCAGUAUAUGACGGAAUUGAUAUUCUUAUAAACAAUGCUGGUAUUUCAUAUAGAGGAGCAGUUAUCAGUACAGACAUUGAUAUAGAUAUAAAGGUCAUGAUGUCAAAUUAUUUCUCUCAAAUCUACUUGACCAAAAUUAUCUUGCCACUUAUGAUAAAACAAAAUUCAGGCCAUAUAGUUGGUGUAAGUAGUGUACAAGGGAGAAUUGCUAUUCCAUAUAGAUCUGCAUAUGCUGCGUCCAAGUAUUCAGUACAAGCUUGGUAUGACAGUGCCAGAGCUGAACUCUGCGAUAAAAAUAUUAAAUUUACGAUCGUCAAUCCAGGAUAUAUCAAGACACAUCUUUCUAUGAACGCUUUAACAGGAAAUGGACAAGUUUACGGAAAAAUGGAUGAAACAAUUGCAAACGGUUAUGAACCAGAAUAUGUAGCUGAACGCAUCUUAGAAGCAGUAUUAAAACAGAAGGAGGAGGUUACCAUAGCACCGUUUUCAGUCAAGUGUGCUAUCAUAAUUAGAACUUUAUUUCCUUCGCUUUUUUUUUGGCUCAUGCAAAACCGUGCAAGAAAAUUAGCAAAGAGUCAAUGAUGAUUUCGCUUAUUUAAAAGUUACUGUUUAUAGAAAUAUUUUUACUUGUCUAGUUGUUAUGGUUUUGAUAUUUUUUCUUUAAAAUAUACUUUCUUAAGAAGUUCUUAA
Molecule: messenger RNA, 1262 nt
Organism: Dinoponera quadriceps
Lineage: Eukaryota; Metazoa; Arthropoda; Insecta; Hymenoptera; Formicidae
Product: dehydrogenase/reductase SDR family protein 7-like
Exons: 7
Coding region: 186-1154 (322 amino acids)
Cellular component (GO): membrane
Molecular function (GO): oxidoreductase activity
Source: RefSeq, a predicted model, not a curated record